This is a messenger RNA of Seminavis robusta, 1890 nucleotides long. The record is from the annotation of a GenBank genome assembly. NCBI's taxonomy places the organism in Eukaryota, Bacillariophyta, Bacillariophyceae, Naviculales, Naviculaceae.
AUGAGCCGCUGCUUCCUUGGACUUCUCUUGUUGUCCACUCCUGUUUGGGGCGACGACGAUGAGAAUCACAGGCGAGAGGGAGAUACAGUUGUUGGAGAAGCUACUGGAUACUCAAGCGAAGUCUCUGCUUCCUGGAAUUUGGACUUGAGUGCAGGUUAUUCUUCCGGGCCAGCGAAUAACAUUGUGAUGAAUGGGGCGGCGAUUUUGAUUUGGAAAACCCGCGACGACUGGAGUGAUGACGAGUUUAGAGUCACCUUUUCUGAUUGGAGCAACAGCAACAACAUCCUAUACGACAGUGGUACGAUAGAGAGUCGCAACUGGAACGGAAACUCGGCUUCUGCGGGAUCGCUAUCUCCCAGUGGCCUGUAUGAUGUGCGGAUCACGUGCACAAAUUCAUGGUAUGAUUGCGAAGGAUACUUUGAUUGGAAGGUUGUGGAUUGCGGAUGCCCUUCAUCCUAUCCAAUCAAGUUGGGAGACUGCUAUGUCGAUAAUAACAAUUUGUUCAAUUCUCGAGCAAAUCGGUGUAGGGACGAAACGGUGUCUUCUCACACGGUGCAAGGGGAUUGGGUGUGGCGAGUUGAAUCAGGUCCAAAUCCCACCAUUGCUGUCACAUACGGCACCUCGACCUCAGAUGGCUUUACGUCUACCACCACUCAGGCCAGAAAUUUUGGGGUUUCAAUCAGUGCUGGAAUCUCCAUUGAUGGGCUGUCGGCGGGUGCGACCAUGUCAGCGUCAGAGUCCAACACCAUCGCCAAUGGUGUCUCCUCCAUCCUCACCACAAGCCAAUCUGAGACCUUUGGGGUAUCGUGCGGCCCGGGGACUUGGUUCAUUUGGCAAUGGAGAUUUGACCAGCCUGCUGAUUCUAAUCCUGGAUUCAAUUCCUUGACCAAGAACUUUGAGUGCACCAAAAGCCAGAACACCAAGCCGAAGUGUCCGCUUGGUUUUUGCGUUGAAGGUACAGAAUGUCAGAUUUGCAAUGGUGAUUACGCUGACUUGAGUGCCUCCACAGCCGCCCCGUCAAGGGCUCCAGUCUCUACUGAAACGACGGUGGCCGCCCCACCCUCCAGUUGCUUUUCCGGAGGCACAUUGGUGGAGUUGGAAGAUGGUCAGCCGGUGGCGCUUCGAGCUGUCCCAGUUGGGGCCAAAGUCAAGGUGGACGUCGAUGUUCCCAAGUAUGAGGUCAUCUAUGGUUUUGGGCAUCACGAAGAAAGUCUCAUGGGCGACUACUUGCGCAUUGGCUGGAAGAGAAGCAGCGACUCACCAUCCUUUUUGGAGACGAGCAAUGACCACAUGCUGCUCGUUAACUCUGACAGCGCCAAGAACUCUGGAUUUCGCAUGAUUCCUGCCCACCAGGUUGAGAUUGGGGACAGGCUGAAGAUGCAAGCAGGAGAGGUCCAAGUCGAUAGCAUCUCCAAGACGCGAGCUCAAGGAUUGUACGCCCCAUUGACCUACUCUGGUACCAUCGUCGUGAAUGGUAUUCAGGCUUCUCAGUACAUUUCCGUCCAAGGCGAAGACCACUUGGUCCUGGGCGGAUUCAUCCACCUACCAUUCAACUACCAGUGGUUGACCCAUGCCCUCCUACUCCCCGUACGUUUCUUGGCUCCUCUCCUGAAGACAGACGACCCACGUCGGAUGCAGCCGUUCAUGCUGGGCUUGAUUGAUGCUGCCCAGAGUGUCCUUGCCUGGCCUACUCUCGUCUUGUUGCCCGUUACCGCUCUGUUUCUUUUUUGCAUGACUGUUGGAAGCAUUGUGGAAAGUGGCGUCUUGGCAGUCAUGGAGUACACCAACCCUGUCGUGUUGGGUUUGAUUGUUGUCAUGGCGGUCUUGAUCCGCCGCUACUAUCAGUUCAAGGUGUCCAUGGGGGUGAACAACAAGAUGAAGGCGGCAUAG